AUGCCCGGUCGCCCUGCGUUGCACGAGGUGGUCACAUGGGGUGACCCUGCCUUCGGCGGUGACGCCUCUCUGCGAAGCCGCCUGAGGAGCGUGGAGGACAUCAAGGCUACUUCCUGUGCCUUUGCAGCUGUGUUGGAAGAUUCCUCUGUGGCGGCCUGGGGCCACCCCAACGGCGGCAGCAACAUUUUGGCGCUCCGACGCUCGCGCCUGAGAGUGCAGCUGAUUGAAGCCACCUCUGGGGCUUUUGCCGCAUUGCUGGAGGACGGCUCAGUGCUCGCCUGGGGCGAUCCCGACCAAGGCGGUGAUUGCCGUGCUGUGCGGAAGAAGCUCGUCAACGUGCGGGAGCUUCGGGCCAACUCGGGUGCCUUUGCUGCCCUCCGACGCGAUGGCUGCGUGGUGGCAUGGGGAGAUCACUUUACCGGAGGAGAUCCGUCGCAUGUCAUGGAUGAGCUUCGUGGCGUGAAGCAGAUUCUCGCAGGGAGGUAUUCCUUCGGGGCCCUCCUCGCCGAUGGCCGCCGCAUCGUGUGGCCAAGUCCCAGCCUUGCAGCGGAUCGAGCUGAGUUGGAGAUCCAAUCCAUCAAGCGAUCUCGCGGUGACUCUUUUGCCCCGAUGGUUCCCGAUGCUCGUCCUUUGGGGUAG
Symbiodinium necroappetens is the source of this 639-nucleotide messenger RNA. Lineage: Eukaryota; Dinophyceae; Suessiales; Symbiodiniaceae. The record is from the annotation of a GenBank genome assembly.